AUGGGGUUGAAUGAAGGUUCUGCUGCUUCCGUAGCAGCAGCAGCAGCAAUAGGAAACUCACUGCAGCAGCAGCAGCAGCAAGAGCAGCAGCAGCAGCAGCCGAAGCGGCAACAGCUACAGCUGCAGCUGCAGCAGCUGCAGCUGCAGCAGCUGCAGCUGCAGCAGCAGGAAGAUGAAGGCCCUUGUGUGUCUUCGUUUGGCUCUUGGAGCAGCAGCCGAAUCUACAGCAGCAGCAGCAGCAGCAGCAGCAGCACCAACUUCGACGGCAGCAGCAGCAAAAGCAGCAGCAGCAGGCUGUGGCUAUGUUCCGGUGCAGUGGGGUUGCUGGUGGUUGCUGCUGGAUUUGCUGUUUGCGUAGCAGCAGCAGCGCUGCACCCGCUGCAGCAAGAGUUUAAUCUCUGUGCUGGGAGGUUUGCAUGCGCAGCAAAGGGGGCCUUUGUUGCUGUCGUAGCUCCUGGAGCAGCAUUAGGGAGUCUACUUGGAGGGUUUAUAGCAGAUCGCAUUGGCCGCUGGCGGUCUCUGCUUUUAAGCUCUAUUCUUUUUCUUUUUUCUACAGGCAUCAUUGUCUUCUCUCCGAGAUACUAUCUGGUGCUGCUGGGCCGCGCUCUUCAAGGGGUGUUUAUGGCGGUGGGGUUGGUGGUUUGUUUUACUUUUGCUGCUGAGAUCGCGCCGGCUAAGCUCCGUGGUUCUUUUGUAGCUCUGCAGGAGGUGCUGCAGUGUACAGGUUGUUUCUUGCCUUAUCUUGUGGCCUGGGCCUUUCCUACUUUGAGCUGGAGAGGGCUCGUGGGCAUUGCGUCUUUCUUCAUCACUCUAAUGCUAUGUUGUUUGCCGCUGCUGCCUGAGAGCCCACGUUAUUUGCUGCUGCGGCGGAAGACAGCAGCAGCAGAGCGAGCAAUGAUGCGGCUUGGGUAUACUGAGCAGCAGAGGCAGCAGCUGCUGCAGAGUGUGCACCAGCAGCAGCAGCAGCAGCAAGAGGAGGAGGAACAGCAGCAGCAGCAGCAGUCGGAUAUAUCCGACUUGCAAACUGUGUGCAGUGAGGACAGCUCAGCAGCAGCAGCAACAACAACAACAGCAACAAAACCAGCAGCAGCAGCAUCACGAACAGCAACAGCAGCAGCAAAAGCACUCCAGCGCAGCAAACGCCGCAGCGUGCUGCUGUCGCUGCUGCUAGCUGGGGGUAUAGGGUGUAUGCACAGCCUAUUAGCAGCAAACAGCUUAGUAGUUUUAAUCUCAGAUGUUCUUCUUAUAUUUGGGGUUUGCGACAAUAGAGGCCCUGCCGUUGUUAUCAGCCUCGCCAAGCUGAUGGGGGCCUUGACUUGUUUAUUAUUUGCGGACUCCGUGGGUCGCCGCGUUUUGCUGCUGCUGGGCUCUGGAUUAAUCUGUGCUACUCAUAUAUGCCUCGCCGUUUUGGGGUUCAUACGGAGGCAGGUGCUUCCUGAGGGUUUGCUGCUGCAGUGCACAGCACCCUCUGCUGCUGCAGCUGAUGCUGCUGCUGCUGCUGCUGCCUAUACACCUGAGCAGCUGUUUGUUAAUGCAGCAACCAGCACUUGCAGCGGCGUGCUGCUGAUGAUGAUGAUAUUUCUUUGGGGGGCUUCAUGGGCCUGCAUAUCCACCGUUGUUGCUGCCGAGCUAUCUCCUCCUCGCCACCGCGCAUUGGGUGUAGGUCUUGCGAGUGCCUUCGGCUGGGGUAUUUCUGUUUUUUUUCAACUGUAUGGCGAACCUCUUCUCGUCUAUCUCGGAGUAGACA
Eimeria acervulina is the source of this 1747-nucleotide messenger RNA. Its product is annotated as glucose transporter, putative. Gene Ontology annotation, biological process: transmembrane transport. The record is from RefSeq and is a predicted model, not a curated record. The annotation marks the transcript as partial. The transcript has 8 exons. Gene Ontology annotation, molecular function: transmembrane transporter activity. Gene Ontology annotation, cellular component: membrane. Lineage: Eukaryota; Apicomplexa; Conoidasida; Eucoccidiorida; Eimeriidae.